This is a messenger RNA of Anguilla rostrata (American eel), 3486 nucleotides long. RefSeq names its product fibroblast growth factor 10a (gene fgf10a). Bases 821 to 1627 code for a protein of 268 amino acids. Gene Ontology annotation, cellular component: cytoplasm. NCBI's taxonomy places the organism in Eukaryota, Metazoa, Chordata, Actinopteri, Anguilliformes, Anguillidae. The record is from RefSeq and is a predicted model, not a curated record. Gene Ontology annotation, biological process: positive regulation of gene expression; positive regulation of canonical Wnt signaling pathway; wound healing. Gene Ontology annotation, molecular function: type 2 fibroblast growth factor receptor binding; growth factor activity; chemoattractant activity. The transcript is spliced from 3 exons.
UAGGGAGGGAGACAGAAAGGGCAGGAGGGGCAGCAAAAAAAAAACUCUCGCACACACACGCGCACACACACACACACGCACACAAUCCCACAUAGAUCUUCAAAGCCAACUGGUCUUCAUAGACUGGCAAUUAGCUAAAGAGAUCACAUCUGGGGCCCCAGGCAGGAUAAAUAAGGUGAGAAGAGUAUCACAGCUCCAGUGGCUCUAGAGCACAGAGCAGCUUAAAGACCAGCGCUACCACACGCGCUCGCUCGGAGAGAAGAGCAGAGAGCACAGGGGAACUCUAACACAGAGCGGAGACCAGACCAGCGCUACCACACGCGCUCGCUCGGAGAGAAGAGCAGAGAACGCAGGGGAACUCUAACACAGAGCGCAGGGAAGCUCUAACACAGAGCGGAGACCAGACCAGCGCUACCACACGCGUUCGCUCGGAGAGAAGAGCAGAGAACGCAGGGGAACUCUAACACAGAGCGGAGGGAAGCUCUAACACAGAACGCAGUCCAGACCAGCGCAGACCAGCGCAGACCAGCGCAGCACCAGCACAGCACCAGCAGCACCCCACAGCGACUCUUCAGCAGGACAGACUCCAGCAGGGCAGACUCCAGCAGGGCAGACUCCAGCAGGACAGACUACAGCCAGGAUUACCAGACUUUUUCUCCACCCUUCGGCCAGGAUUCUGCGCUGCUUCUUUCCCCGGUCCCAUCCCGGGGUGUGUGUUUUUUUGAGGAGGUGCUGGAGCGGGGGAGCGGGGGAGCGGGCGCGGGGCAGGGGGGCCGUGUGGAGCACCAGCCCACCCCAGCGGAGGCUCGCUGAGUUAUGGAUGUUGACGCAUUCCUGGUCUGGGACGCCAGGAGCGGAACCGGCUGGGGAGCGAGCAGCAGCAGCAGCAGCAGCGGCGACAGCGACGGUCGCCACGGUCGCCACGGAACCCCAGGGCCGCGCCCGCCGCCCUGUCCAGCAUGCCCCUGAGCCCCGGUGCCCCGCCCGCCCCCCCCGCGCCGGGACCAUGCGCGCUCGGACAGUGAGGCAGGGCUCCUGGACCCGGCUCUCCUACCUGUGCCUCCUGCUGCCGCUGCUCCUCUGGUCCCUGCCCCCCCCCGCCGCCGCCGCCGCUGCCGCUGCCGCCGCCCGGGACCCCCGCCACCCCGCCAUGCGCUCGCCCCGCGUCGCCAACGGCAACGCCUCCGCCGUGGUGGGGAGGCACGUGCGCAGCUACAACCAUCUCCAGGGCGACGUGCGCCGCAGGAAGCUCUUCUCCUUCCAGAAGUUCUUCCUCAGGAUUGACAGGAGCGGGAGGGUCAACGGCACCAAGAGCAAGGACGACCCGUUCAGUAUACUGGAGAUUAAGUCCGUGGAGGUGGGGGUCGUGGUCAUUAAAGGGCUCAGCAGCAACUAUUACCUGGCCAUCAACAAGAAGGGGGACCUGUAUGGAGCGAAGGACUACGUGACGGACUGCAACCUGAAGGAGCGCAUCGAGGAGAACGGGUACAACACCUACGCUUCGGCCGAGUGGCGGAACAGGAAGAGGCCGAUGUUCGUGGGCCUGAGCGCCAACGGGAAACCCAUGAGGGGCAAGAAGACCCGGCGGAAAAACACCGCCACACACUUCCUGCCCAUCGUGGUGUAGCCGGGGUGUAGCCGCGGUGUAGCCUGGGUGUAGCCAGGGUGUAGCCGGGGAGUCGCGAGGGAGCCAUAACUCCCACCGCAGCGUCACCAAGGCAACCCACGGACAGCGGCGUCACCAAGGCAACCCACGGACCGCGGUGUCACCAAGGCAACCCACGGAAUGCGGCGUUACCAAGGCGACCCACGGACCGCGACGUCACCAAGGCGACCCAUGGACCGCGGCGUCACCAAGGCGACCCACGGAAUGCGGCGUCACCAAGGCGACCCACGGAAGCUCCUUACCUUUUACUGCACUGAAAGAAAGUCUCGGAACCGUAAAGAAAUGCAAAUAUUUUCUCCAGACAUUUUUAUUUUAUUGCAAAGAGGCACUAUUUAAAGGAACAGUUUGAACUGACGCCGAUUGAGGCUGAUUGAAGUCAUUCUGUCGUUAUUAAGUUAUGACCAGGCACAGAAGAAAAUAUAAGAACUCUUCCUGUGCCAAAUCGCUCAGAAGUAAUCCAACGUUGGACUAAACGGGGAAUGGAUAAAGAGGGUGAUUCUGACAUGAUUCCAGCGUUACUGCUCAGACUGACAAAGGGAACUGUUUGUGUGCAUAUUUGAGGGUCAUCCUUGAAAGCAGGUAUUUAUGCUAUACUCACAUGAAGACUUUUUAGUCGCAUUCAAGCUUAGUAAACCAGUCACCAGAAGCACUUGGAUGAGGAGCAGGGAUGUGGCGCUGGGGAAAGGAAUUAGCCGAAUUUAAGAGUUUAUAGUCACAUUAGCACCAGUGGUUAGUUAGCGCCAACAUAACAACUAACAACAUUAAUAAGCAAAGCCACUGUAUGGGAUUUGUCAAUUUCUCUUUCUGACUGCUUUUGAAUAAAUUAUUUAUUGUAUGUAAUAUUUAAUGAAAUGAGAAAAGAAAGAAAAAUGUGGACAAAUCUAUUUCAUUUAUGCCGCUAUUCAUCUUCCCCAAAUACAAUCUUUUAACAUUAAUAACAGACAAAUAAAUGCAUCUCACUUCCAUUCAGAAUAGGUAAGAUUUGCACCUUUUUACAAAUACUUCCGAAACACUUGGCUCUUGAAUAAAGUAUCUUGAAAUAUGCUAACUCGAUGAAACUGUUUUUCAUAAAACUCAUAACACAAUGCUUCUGAAAGUUAUACAGGUUACUGUAAAUUGUGAUGUGCUUGGGAUAUUACAGUAACAUACUGUAAAGCUCACAGUUUGCUUAAGCAGGUGAAAGUCGCAGUUGUUUGAUAAUGUCCCUUAUGGGAGGUUCAGCAACUAAAUACACGAUGGAUCAAUGAGUACCUAGCUGAUUUUAUGUUAAGCACGUUUCUUUUCUAAAUUUCGACCAGCGAGUAUAAGUAUUGAAACAGGAAAAUAAAGAUAGAGAAGAUGACUCUUCAUGCAAACUCAAAGACACUAGCUUACUGUGCAUUGCAGGUGUUUGAAAUGACAAUGACACUGCGAGACACUUAAUAAAAGACUUCAGGACAGACCUGGCAUACAACCAUGAUUUCAAAGGCUAUAUUAAAAUAUGGAUGCUGCCAUCUAUUAUAAUGUUUUUAUGUAUCUGUCUAAUUUUAAUUAUUUGGAGACUGGUUUCCCAUAUUUUUAUGGUACAGAUAAGAUAUUUUAUCAUAGAGUGAACAUAUAUAUAUAUAUAUAUAUAAAUAUUAACUUUUUGGAUUGCUGGUGUUAAAUGGAUCCUGUCUAAGUUAUUGUUAUAUAUGUAUGUCUCCGCCAGCACAUCCCUCUACUGUUAACCAAAGCUACUCAGACUGUGUCGGAUCUGCGCGGUAUUGUGCCCCUGGGAUGAGACGGUAGCGCGUUCAUCUCCGGACGGCCUUCUCUAACGGUUCUCUGGUGUCCUGCGC